This is a messenger RNA of Salvelinus namaycush (lake trout), 966 nucleotides long. Its product is annotated as transmembrane protein 121. Bases 1 to 966 code for a protein of 321 amino acids. NCBI's taxonomy places the organism in Eukaryota, Metazoa, Chordata, Actinopteri, Salmoniformes, Salmonidae. The transcript has a single exon. The record is from RefSeq and is a predicted model, not a curated record.
AUGGUGUUGCCACCUCCGGACAAACGCCACGUGUGCCUGACCACCAUCGUCAUCAUGACCAGCAUGGCCUUCAUGGACGCCUAUCUGGUGGAGCAGAACCAGGGGCCUAGGAAGAUCGGUGUGUGCAUCAUCGUGCUGGUCGGGGACAUCUGCUUCCUCAUCGUGCUGCGCUACGUGGCCGUGUGGGUGGGCGCCGAGGUGCGCACGGCCCGCCGCGGCUACGCCAUGAUCCUCUGGUUCCUCUACAUCUUUGUGCUGGAGAUCAAGCUAUACUUUGUCUUCCAGAACUGCAAGGCGGAUAGGAAGUCUCUGGAGACUGUGGCCCGGAAAGCCUUGACUCUGUUACUGUCCGUGUGCGUCCCAGGGCUUUACUUGGUUCUAGUGGCUCUGGACAACAUGGAGUACGUGAGGACCUUCAGGAAGAAGGAGGACAUGCGGGGGAGGCUCUUCUGGGUGGCUCUAGAUCUUCUGGAUCUUCUGGACAUCCAGGCCAACCUGUGGGAGCCUCAGCGGACAGGCCUGCCCAUCUGGGCCGAGGGACUGAUGUUUUUCUACUGCUACAUCCUUCUCCUCAUCCUGCCCUGCGUCUCGCUCAGUGAGAUCUCCAUGCAAGGGGAGCACGUGUCGCCCCAGAAGAUGAUGCUCUAUCCCAUCCUCAGCCUAGUCACCAUCAACGUGGUCACCAUCCUGAUCCGUGGGGUCAACAUGGUCCUGUUCCAGGACAGUAGAGUCUCGACCAUCUUCGUGGGCAAGAACGUGGUGGCGAUCGCUACGAAGGCGUCCACGUUCCUGGAGUACCGCCGUCAAGUGAAGGAGUUCCCUCAACCGCAGAACACCAUGGCGUUGGAGCUGCAGCAGAACUCGGUGUGCCAUGGACAUGCGCCCCACACCUCGCACUCGCAGACCCUGCCCAACUCCACCAACCUGCCCCACGAACCCUCGCCAGCUCGCGACAUAGACACAUGA